This is a messenger RNA of Tetrahymena thermophila SB210, 3120 nucleotides long. RefSeq names its product kinesin motor catalytic domain protein. The record is from RefSeq and is a predicted model, not a curated record. Gene Ontology annotation, molecular function: microtubule binding; ATP binding; microtubule motor activity. Gene Ontology annotation, biological process: microtubule-based movement. The transcript is spliced from 10 exons. NCBI's taxonomy places the organism in Eukaryota, Ciliophora, Oligohymenophorea, Hymenostomatida, Tetrahymenidae.
UUAAUUUGUAUGAAUAGUCAACUUGAAAAUAAGCCUUUAGUUAUUAGGAUUAAAAAUGGAAUUAAGUCUCUCAGGUUAAAAACUGAGGGUGAAGUGUCAAGAAAAAAAGUCAAUUAAGAUUAGAAUAUAGACUGCGAAUAAUAUCAGCGAGUACUUAAAACAGAACCUUCAGAAAAGAGUUUUGAAUGUGUUGAGAAAUUCAAAUUAAGUGUUUGUGUGAGAGUGAGGCCAAAAACAAAUUAAGAACUGUAAGACAAAAGAAAUUACUUGACACCAAAAUUAUAGAUCUGGGAUGAAAGGACAAUUUAGAUAAAUUCUAAUUAGGAAUAAUAGAUUUAGAUGAAACAUAAAAGGAGUUUAAGCUAAGCGAACUAAAAAUCAAACAUAGAACAACCUACUUAAGCAUUCGAAUUUGACCGUGUUUAUGAAGAAUCAGCAACAAAUGAAGGCAUAUUUUAAGAAUCUGUUUCUCCCUUUUUAGACUACCUUUUGUAAGGUUACAACUCAACUAUUUUCGCAUACGGCGCUUCUGGAUCUGGCAAAACAUUCACUAUGUAAGGAGACAGAAAAUCAGAGGGGAUCACCUAAUUGAUAUGCAAAAAACUCUUUGAAAGAAUCUAAGAAGUCUAAGAACACAAGCAGUUCAAAGUUAAAUUCUCUUAUGUAGAAAUAUAUAAUGAAUAAAUCAGGGAUCUCAUCUAAUAAGGUUAUUCAUCUAACACUAAGAAGUAAACCUAAAAUCUAGAACUCAGAGAAGAUCCUGUCAAAGGAACUAUUUUGGCUAACGUUACAGAAGUUCAAAUUGCAAAUUGCGAAUAAAUUUAAAACUUGAUAGAUUUUGGAAAUAAAAAUAGAACAGUUGAUGCAACUACUUUGAAUUCUCUAUCAUCUCGCUCUCAUGCAGUCGUCUAAAUUCACAUACAAUACAAAGAUAUUAACUAAGGUAUUUACGAAUCAACACAGUUCUCUACCUUAACUUUAGUUGAUUUGGCUGGCUCUGAGAAAUCAGGAGUUUCAUCAAACUAACUAGAGACUUAAAAAAUUAAUUAAUCGCUUCUAGUACUAGGCUACUGCAUAAAUUAGCUUUCAAAGGGAAAUAAAAAUAAUCAUGUGCCAUACAGAAACUCUAAAUUAACUAGGAUGUUGAAAAACAGUUUAGGGGGGAACUGCAAGACCCUGAUGAUAGCAAAUAUUUCUAUCGCUAACUCUAGCUAUGAAGAUACCAUGAACAGCUUACUCUAUGCCUCGCAUGCUAAGAGAAUCAAAAAUAUUUUAAUUAAAAAUGAAGUUACUUCUUCCUAGCAUAUUGCUAACUAUGCUUAGCUAGUAGAAGGUCUCUAACGCCAGAAUAAUUACUUAAAAAAGCUGGUAGAAGAAACAAAUUAAGAUUAAAGCUUGAAGCAAAGUAGCUAGGUAUUAAAUGAAAGUGUUUUCACAAAGGAAGAAUCAUAAAAACUUAAAUUUGAGAUUUAGAAGCACUUCGAAUAGGAGACAGAAUGUUAUAAAGACAUUUCUUAUAUAAGCGAUAGGAUUAAUUUAAUAGAAUAAGAAAAUUAAUAGACAAUGAAUUAGUAUUAGUAAUAUGAUCCAGUGAUUAGUUUAAAUAAUUUAUAAUCCAACGAAUCAUCUUGUAAAUAGCUUUUAAAAGAUUAUAAUAGCAAUGUCAAGCUAGUGUCUCUUAAAUAAAAUAAGCAGAUUUCUAUUUAAAAACUAGAAAAACUAUCUCUAAACAGAAUUAAUUUGCUAUAAAAAAUUAAGGAAUAUAGUGGAGAGCAGAGAAUAAAAUUAUUAAAGGUAUUUGACCAAAAAGCAAAAUCAUUCCAAGAUAUGAUAGAUAGACAUAAUUAAUAUCAAUAAAAGAUUACCAAUUAAGAUUAGGAAAUUGAUUGUCUUUUAAAGGAGUUAUCAAUUAAAGAUAGCAUUAUUUAAUCCUAAAACAAUUUAAUUUCAGUUAGUAAUUUAGAAUGCAGCCAAAUUAAAUAUACAUCUUCUAAUUUAAACAACUAUUAAGAAUACUAAGCCAUUUAAGAAGAAUCAAAACCGUUAAUUGAGUUCAUAGCAAAAUAAGAAACCAAAAAAGAAGCAUAGAGCAUUUUAGACUAAGAUAAAAAUAUUUUUCUUCCAACUCUUAUCAAAUACAAACAAAAUAAUAAAGUCUAAAAUGCCCUUGCCUAAAUUGUUUAAGGUAAAAAUAGAAGAUCUCAGUCUUAAUGUGAUCCAUAUAAUCAGCCUUAGAGACUCUCUUAUACCUUUGCUGUGCAAAAGCAGUUACCAUAAGUCAUGAAAAAAUCUUGCAAUAGUGCCUUAUCUGGAGAUACCCAACAGAUUGCAGAUGUAAUACUAAAUGAAUGUAGUAAAUCUAAAUUCUAGAAAGCAAUGUCUAAAAUUAGUGUAGACACAACAAUUCCAACAGAAACAAAUGAUAUCACAAAAUCUACUCAAAACCAAAAUACGAGCAGCAAUACAAUUUGUAAAAUCAACAACUUCAAAAAUAAUAGUGAAAUCAUUCAACCAAAGGCUAAUAAAAACGAUACAUAGUACCUUAUAAAGUAUUCUGAUAUAUAGUAGAGUUUUAAUUCUAAAAAAUACAAUUAGCUUUCACCGAAAGCAGAUUAAGGAGAAUUUACUUCUUACAGACUAUAAAGUAAUUCAAAAAAUGUUAUAAAAUAACCUUAAAAAUAAUUGCAAAAUGUACUUUAGUCUUCUAAAUUCAAAAAUUAAAACCCUUCAAAUAGUAAAAUAAAAUAACCGUAUUUCUCUAAAUUGCUAGUCGACUAUAGUGGCUAUAUGUAUAACGACUUAGGUCAGCUGUCUUGUAACGAUAUAUCUCUAAAUAACAAAAAACCGUCAUAAAAUUUAAUAGGCUCCAUCGAUGAAAUAUAAAGUCCUACUUAGCGUGUUAAAACAGAUAUUUCAGUAAGAAAUAGUAGCUAAAAUAAAUUGGAAAGAUUUUCAAGCAAUUAAUCAAUAGAAAUGAGUAAUAUAUAAAGCAAAAAAAUCUUUAGUAGCAGAGAAAAAGAUACAAACAAUAACAGAAACAGUUCAACUUACAAAAGAAAGCACAUUUCAUCUUCAAAGCGCUAAAGUGCUAACCUCCAAAACCGUUCCUAUUAGUUUUGA